Molecule: messenger RNA, 1451 nt
Organism: Frankliniella occidentalis (western flower thrips)
Lineage: Eukaryota; Metazoa; Arthropoda; Insecta; Thysanoptera; Thripidae
Exons: 2
Coding region: 9-632 (207 amino acids)
Source: RefSeq, a predicted model, not a curated record
CUCGAGAUAUGGAUGUGGAGUUUGUCAGCCGGACCGCUCCCAAUGAGAAGGCGACUGUCCUCGCAGAGGCGCCAGGGGUUACUCGGCUGGUCAAAGUGUCCUGUCACAAGGACCCCGCCUGGAGCCUCGAGCUGCUGCAGCGCGCCGCGCCCACGGUGGAGCGGCUGAGUGUGGGCCACCCCCAGGAGGCCCACCUGCUGGCGGUGCACGCCAUGCCGCGCCUGAGGAGGCUGCACGUGAUGAUGGGCGCCGACGCCGACCUGGACGCGCCGCCCGUCGUGCUGCCCGCGCUCCCGCCGGGACACGCCGGCCUGCAGUGCCUCACGGUGUCCCGCCUCCCCCGCGCCACGACGCAGUCCCUGCUGCUGGCGCACGGCCGCGCACUGGAGGAGCUGCAGCUGUGGGUGGGCACGGCGGGUAGCCUGGCGUGGCCACGCAGCUGCGGGGACCUGCACUCGCUGCUGGAGCAGUGCGGGCUGCGGGCGCUCAGGAGGCUCGUGCUGGUGAGGGCUCACAAAUUCAGCCACGAGACGGCCGCCUGCGGCGAGCAGCUCGCCGAGGUGCGGCGGUUGCUGCCCUCGGCCGAGGUGCUCUGCGACGUGUGCGACAGCGUGGAGGUGGAUGAGGUCUAGGAGCUCCUUCCAGUUUUAUUGAUGGUGACGUCCCGUCUACCUCUCUGCACGCUGCGCGAUUCAAGUCAGUGCAAGCAAUCGGACACAUUUAUUUGUGAUGUUGUUUCUUUAUCAGUUUCAGUUUUGUAAAAUGUUUCAAAUGUAUCAUCUGCUACAAAGCUUUUCCGCCGUCGACGACAUAAUCUCGAUUCUCGAUUCAAUCGGUACGUUGUCCAUCAAUGAGGCAGCCACUACUGGUUUAUUGCAUCUGCGAGUCAUUGGCGGAACCACCGGUGGCUGAGGGAUUGAGCUGCCCGACCCAGAGAGGAUCAAGUUAGGCCCCCGGCCGCCCCGGCAGCCCGCACACGGCCAGCAAUUGAGCUUGUUUGUGUCGCUAAUUAUCCAGCGCACGGCAUGGCCCGGGCUGCGCGCGGACCAUUGCAGGGGGUCGCUCAUCUCGAAGGAAAGAGAGUCUGUGACCCCGCCGUCUCGACUGACGGGACAGAGGAUAUACGAUCCCACAUGGACAGAAGAGGCCGGAAGAAGAAAUAUUUCGCCGGCGGUGCGGUGUGCGGUGUGUGCGUGUGCACCGUAUGCGUCCCGAGGGGCACUUCCCUGUAAAUUCAAACGUGCACCCGCCUUGAUAUUUUUUUCCUAUUUAUAUUUACAAAUGAAUUUUCAUAACAUAACUGUUGUAACUUUCCAAAACAUUUUUGUUAUUAAAUUAAAUAGCAAUGUUAGUGCUUCACAAAAAAGUUAUUUAAUUUUAGAGAUUUUUUUUAAAACGGUGCAAGGUUUGUUUGAUUUUUUUUAGGAAUAAAUUUCCCUUGAUUUUUCCGA